This is a messenger RNA of Cololabis saira (Pacific saury), 4145 nucleotides long. RefSeq names its product zgc:172076. Bases 177 to 1397 code for a protein of 406 amino acids. Gene Ontology annotation, molecular function: creatine kinase activity; small GTPase binding. The transcript has 10 exons. Lineage: Eukaryota; Metazoa; Chordata; Actinopteri; Beloniformes; Belonidae. The record is from RefSeq and is a predicted model, not a curated record. Gene Ontology annotation, biological process: intracellular protein transport; phosphocreatine biosynthetic process.
GCAAACAUAGACGCAGGGCUGUGCGCUGUACGGUUAUAAAAAGGUUGACAUUGUUUGGACUGUAACUGGACUCCAGCGGGCUGCAGCAUGAGCCUUAAUAACAGGACAAAACACAACUAUUCUUAGAUCUUUUGUUGUGCUGACGGCCCUGAGACGUCCGAAAUCAAGCUGACGACAUGUGGAAGGUCAAACAAAAAGCUGGAACAAUAUGGAAAAGUCAAGAAAGUCCUCCAAAAUCGUAUCCUAAGGAGAUGAGGUACAAGCCCCUUUUGGAGAGCCUGGCUCCUCCCGACCCCAUGUCCCAGUUCAACCUGAAGAGAGGUUCCCCAGAGGAGGAGUUUCCUAACCUGGCCAGGAACUCCACCUGGAUGGGACGGAUUCUCACGCUGGCCAUGUACCAGAGACAGUUCAACCGCUGCACCGAGAGUGGAGUCAUCUUUGAUGACGUGCUCCGUCCCGGCAUCGAGGAACCAGGUGACUGCUCUGAUCCCGUGUCGGUGGGGUGUGUGGCCGGCGAUGCUCAGUCCUACAUCCUGUUCUGCGACUUCUUUGAUCGGGUCAUCGAGGCCUAUCACGAACACAAGAUCAGCAGCCAGACGCCAGAGAGCGACUUCAACUACGACAACUUAAAGGGGGGCGAUGACUUUGACAGGGCGUAUGCCGUACGCUGUGAGGUCAGUGCUGUUCGAGGCAUUGAAGACUUCUGCUUCCCCACACACUGCAGCCGAGGAGAGCGCAGACAGCUCCUCUCACUGGCCAGGAAAGCUCUGCAGGGCCUGGAGGACGAGCUGCCAGGACGCCUGCUCCUACUGGAGGAUCUGACCCAGGACCAGCAGACACAGCUGGACCUGAAGCCUCCGUCCUCCCUGCAGCUCCGCAGCGGCGUGGCCCGGGACUGGCCCGACGCCCGAGCAGUCUGGUGGAGUAAAGACGGCAGCUUGGUGGUUUGGGUCAACAUGGACGACCACCUCAGGCUGGUGUCGAUACAGGAAGAUGCAAACGUGGCAGAAGCUUUUAAAUGCAUCUGCAUCAACCUGCAGAAGCUGGAGCAGCGCUAUAAAGCGCUCAGGCACCCUUUCAUCUGCAAGCAGCAGCUAGGAUGGGUGACGAGUUCCCCCGCUGACGUUGGGACAGGUCUAAGGAUCAAUGUCUACCUCAAACUCCAACACCUUCCUCAGAACAAGCGUCUGCGGGACGUCCUAAAGCGGCUGAGGAUUUGCAUGAACAAAACAGCAGACUCCCCAGCUCUGUACCGUGUGAGCAACGCUACGACCUUUGGCCUGAGUGAGGUGGAACUAACUCAGCUGGUGGUGGACGGAGUCAAACUGCUGAUCACCAUGGAAAAGAGGCUGGAGGCCGGCAGAGAGAUGGAGGAACUGGUUCCCACACAGAAGUAGGACUGAUGAUCGGUCUGUGUCUCUCAAAGUAACCAGAUGUUCCGCUGGAUCUGAAGGAAAAUGAAUAACACCCACACACUAGCAGACUAUAUAUAUUCUAUAAUCUGCCCUUGAAAGAGUGGUCUUAGGCCGAUCGCUCUUGGUCACAAUCUUUCUGGUGGAAUGUAAACAAGAUGACUCUGCCCCCCACUAACCCUCCCCCUCUCCCACGAACACCUGCGGAUCCCUGUUGCAGAACUGUACCGAGCCGCCUGAUAACAUCAAGGACAUUUGGCUGAGAGCAGCUCUGGGCGGAGGUUCACGGACGGACUCAUCGCACACACCACCGCACACACACACACACACAGUCACUGAUAACCCCCCCCCCCCAAUCUUCAACGCCUUCCCUGGCUCCCCUCUUAUCAGCCCCCCUGACAUGGACGUCGAGUUCGGGCGCCACGCUGCCGCGGCCCUCACUUGGAUGAACUGUGCCGGGAUCCCCCUCCCCGACUUGCCCACCCCCCAUACCCACAAGCUAUGAUGUUGUUAAGUUGUGUGUAUGUUGCUUUUCUGUGCUGAGGUGUUUUUUUGCACCUUGACACUAGGUAUUAAUACACUGUGUGAAGAUGCCUUUUUUUCCCCCUUCUCCCUCCAUCCCAGUGUCACCCUUCCUCUAAAAAUGGCGUCCGUAUUAAUGGUGCCAUCGGUGUGAACCGGAGUCAAGUUCUCUCGUCUGAUUUAUGUCUGACUUGGCAAUAAAGCUUUUUCUGAUUCUGAUUCUGAUUCAGAUAUAUAUAUAAAAUUGUAUUGGAAAGUUGGAGAUUUUAACAAAUGGAUUAAAUGGAGACAAGCUAUUUUGGAGGCUGCCCCUGAUGAAAAAUAAUGAAUAAUGUUUCUGCAAAAGCUUCAACAGGAACUUUGAAUGCUGGCGCUUUUGUACAUUAUACCUCUGAGUUGGUUCAUCACUAUGGAUGUGUGACCUAGUGGUGUAAACCGACCCAACUGGGAUGGGAAUCCAAGGUUAAUUUUUGGCGGGACUUGUUGAUUGCAGGGAUGGAGGGCGGCGUGAGCUUAAUUAUACUUCCUAAAAGAGAGAAAAUAUUCCUUUGUGUGGAUUUAAUUUUCAACAUGAUAAAAGUCUUCUGUUAAAAUACCUAAGUACUGAGAUACCAAAUUGAUCAGCGCUACGACUACCUCAGCAUACAAACAAAUGGAAAACGGAUGAGUAAAGUCCUGCAGGAGUGCUGAUCACUUUCAUCAGGGAAUUACCUAAAUGACGCCUUCAUUCUGAUCUGACACCUGACAUGUUAGAUAAAGACACAAACAUCAUCUGUCCAUUGUUCUUUCAUUGUUUAUUUAUUUGAUUAUUUAUGUCAGAUGGGCAUUAAAUGUGUUUGUGAAAUGUAUUUACUUACUCCUAUUUUAUCUACAAUGUGUCAUGCCUUAUUUAGACAAAUACCAAGGUGUCAUCAGCAAAGGUUUUCUUCUGUCACUACUGAGCCACCUCCGUCCCGGCAGCCCGCCGUCUCUCCGUAGGCUGGGGGGUUAGAAAAGGACGUUAUCAGGGGAGUGAUAAGGUCUUUGUCAGUUGUGCCACUACUCUGUUACCAAAAGGCAACUUGUUCAAAGAGACUUCAAGAGUUGCCAAAGACUUAGGGCCAACCCCAAUGUUCACCCUACUUUCUACCACUAGCCCUCACCCACUACCACUUCACCCUAAAAUUGAAGCCACAGGCGUAGGGCCCUUGUAAUCUUCCCUAGGGAUUGGGACACCACUUGCUACGUCACUGCGUGGUUUACGUUCGGGUACGUAAGUGACUGCGUAGUUACGUUUGCACAUACGUCACACCAUAUCAGGAAGCCCAGAGAUAAAAGCUGUUUUAAUUUCAGCUGUAGCGCUGUUAAUAUGCCACUUUAUUAAGUUUUAAUAUUUUUUCAGGCGUAAAAGUAACCGUUAAGAUCCCCAACCUGGGCUCAGUUUAUCCAAAUAACGCCUGUUAAGAAAUUUGCUCCGAUGUUUUCAGGGAUGACAAGAGCCACCGGCGAUUUAUGGUUCCGCGUUAAAUCGACGCAGAGCCUACGUAGGUUCUGCGUUGGUGUAACACGGAACCAUAAAUCAGCCUUUAUUCUGGCGAGAUCUGAAGAUACAACGCAACAACGAGCAAGCGAGUGAUUAUGUACAUUCACUGAGUGAAUAUUAUGAACGUAAAAUCUAUAUUUCUCGCUAGAAAUGUAAUCAAAACGCAUUUUUAUGCAGAAAUUAACUCAAAAUAUUGAUUUUAUUCACUAAAAAUGAGAAAAUAUCUGCCAUGUUUUUUUGUUUGAUUCAGUCUGUAAAUGAUGACGUAAAGCAUUCUGGGAAAUUUCUCUAGCCCUCAGUCGGCGAGUCAGUAUCUGAAAUCCCUCACUGUGAAGGGUUAGAUUCAUACACACUAGCCCUUGUUAUGUCCACUAGCCCUACAUGCAAAGAGGAAUUGGGACACCACUACCCUCACGGGAACGCACAAAAUUUAGGGGUAGGACUGAAAAGUAGGACUAGGGGGGGAUUGGGACUGGGCCAUAGUAGGCUCUUUGAACCUGAGAACCGAGCUUUUUGGAAGUGAGACAUCCUCUAAAAUGAUUUGUUGAGACUGAUUUCUGGGCCACAAAAGAAGAAAUAGAUGUAAGUAAUGACACAGAGACACGAGAUGAACCUUGUGUCCUUGGCGGUUGGGUUUUGGUUCUUUUGUUUGUUUGUUUUAAAAAAAUAAAUUUCUAUCUGUGUUUAUA